CUUACUUUCUCUUGAGUACCCUUAUUCCCCUUCUCUCUACUGCCAUAUACCUUCUAAUCACAGCAUCAACUCUAUCAACUCCCAUAUCUCUCUCAUCAUCUGAAGAAGGUGAUAUUAUUACUUUUGUCCAAGCAACAUCAUCCGUUUUCACCCGAAACGCCUAAAAGAAAAAGCGAGAACAAAGGGGAUCACGAGCAACAAAACGCGCACUUGCGAAUCUGAGUCAACUUCGCCCAUACGGCCUCCCGCAUACCUACAUAUAGAGCAGAGUAGCCGCAACCAACUGCGCCUUGCUCUAUAUACUAUACCAAAAGUCUACCAUCCGCUCUUGAAAAAAAGGCAAAAUGCGACUAACACGCGCCAUUUCUCUCACCAACUUCAUGGUCGCCACCUCCGCGCUCGGCUUCCAAGUGUUUGUGCUGUACCCUUGGCACAAAGAACUAGACGCCGGCUUCGAAGACCUCAAGAAGGAACAUCUCAAGGUCCUCGAUGUAGUCGGAAAGAACAUCUCGGAACAGCAGCGAAAGACCUUUACCAGCAAGUUCAACGAGCUGAAGCAGGAAAGCGCUCGACGAUGGUGGUGGAUGUAAAAUAUAUCUGUCCUUGAAAUGGACACAGAGACCAGAUUCUCCAAAGGAAUCUUGCCAUCUGAUGGCGACGAGAAGAGCGAGCUCCCAGAGGCGUAUGAGAUACGUGAAGGAGCUCAUCGAUCUUACAGAUCUACACUGAUGAAACGAUUUUGACCCCGAGCGACAUUUUAUAGAUUUGUCAAGGCAUCACAUGCGUCUUGCUACAGCCAUUUUCUGCGCCCUUUCUAUUGAGUUAUGUUUUCGGUAUAGACUGAUGUAUAAUAGUUUUUCAGUUAUAGUGUUUAUACAAUUUUUUUUCUUUUUUUUUAGUA
Molecule: messenger RNA, 901 nt
Organism: Trichoderma atroviride IMI 206040
Lineage: Eukaryota; Fungi; Ascomycota; Sordariomycetes; Hypocreales; Hypocreaceae
Source: RefSeq, a predicted model, not a curated record